AUGUUGCAUUUCAACGUCGUUGAGCAUACGGUGCCCUGUCACCACAUCCGGGAAAGGCCUGGCGAAGUAUACGAGCCCUUGUGGGAUGAUGUUUACGAAGAGAUGAGUGCUCUUAAAAGGAGAAUUCGAAGCAUCUGGAUCGCAGACGUCAGCCAUCAAGGGCAAAGUGGAGUAUUGAAUGAGCCGAGUUGGAUGGACCAUGCGAGAGAUUUGCUCGGCUUGAUUCACCGAUACCAGAGUGAUAUGCCUCACCCGAUCAUUGGCGUUGGCCACAGUAUGGGCGGAGUGCAGCUUGCUCAUCUUGCAUUGAUACAUCCGUCGCUCUUCCAAUCUCUUAUCCUUAUUGAACCCCCUCUCCGGAGAGAGAAUCCCAGCAAGAAAUACGCCUUGGGUUCAACCUACAGGCGUGAUCUCUGGCCAUCCCGCGAAGAUGCAAUCAAUAGGUUCCGGGCUAACAAAGUGUUCAAGGAUUUCGACGCACACGCGUUUGACGAUUUUGUGGAAUACGAACUUCGAGACCUACCGACUGAGUUGUAUCCGCGCUAUGAAAAUCACGGUACAACACCGGUGUCCUUAACAACCACAAAGGCCCAGGAGCUAUAUACCUACCUAUGGCCAACCUACCAAGAUGGAAAGGUUGGCCUUCGAGAGGGAGAAUGGCGGAGGGAAAUGCGCCCGGAAGAUCGAGAGGAAGGGCAUCCAUUCUACAGACCUGUCUUUUUGUUCCACCGUCUCCCCCAGCUACGACCUAGUGUGCUGUGUAUCUUUGGAGAGCGAUCCGAGAUCUCCACAACACCAGUCCGCCGGGAGAGGUUAGAAAUGACCGGAUCCGGUGUUGGAGGCAGUGGAGGGACGCAUCGAGGAAGGGUCAAGGAGGUUGUACUCCCCACAGGACAUUUGGUUCCCAUGGAGAAUGUAUGGGAGUGUGCUCGAGUAAGUGCUUCUUUCUCCCACUUCGAGUUGACUAGAUGGGAGACCGACCAACACGAAUUCAUUCAAGAAUGGAACGCAAAGCCUCGGGCGGACAAAAUUGUAGUUGACGAUAAAUGGAAAGAAAACAUUGGUUCCGUGGCUGGGAAACCAAGGAUAUAGAGACAUAAGAUUCCCUCGAAGUAAGAAUGUCAACGUGGAAAUGUGCACUAUAACAAGAUUUAUCGCAGUAACAGCUUAGUACACUGUUCAUUUGUUCAUUUAUAUUUUUAAAAACAUUCAUAAU
Messenger RNA from Aspergillus caelatus, 1216 nucleotides. RefSeq names its product Alpha/beta hydrolase family-domain-containing protein. The transcript is spliced from 4 exons. NCBI's taxonomy places the organism in Eukaryota, Fungi, Ascomycota, Eurotiomycetes, Eurotiales, Aspergillaceae. Bases 1 to 1092 code for a protein of 363 amino acids. The record is from RefSeq and is a predicted model, not a curated record.